GCUUGCAUACAGAGAGCUCAUGUGAUCCAUCACAUGACAGCAGAUCUGCAGAAAGGCGGAAUGGGACUCCAAGGCUGCCUUCUAGGGCUCCUUGCCCUCAUCGUCACUGGCAAAUGCAGUUACAGCCCGGAACCUGAUCAGCAGUGGACGUUGCCCCCAGGCUGGGUGUCCCUGGGACGUGUGGACCCUGAGGAAGAGCUGAGUCUCACCUUUGCCUUGAGACAGCGGAACGUGGACAAGCUCUCGGAGCUGGUGCAGGCUGUGUCGGAUCCUGGCUCUCCUCGCUACGGAAAAUACUUAACCCUAGAAGAAGUGGCUGAGCUAAUCCGGCCAUCACCACUAACCCUCCACACCGUCCACAAGUGGCUGUUGGCAGCUGGAGCCCGUGAAUGUGAUUCAGUGACCACACAGGACUUUCUCACUUGCUGGCUGAAAGUUCGACAGGCAGAGCUGCUGCUCUCUGGGGCUGAGUUCCAUCGCUAUGUGGGAGGACCUGCAGGGACCCGUGUUGUAAGGUCCCCACAUCCCUACCAGCUCCCUCAGGCCUUGGCUUCUCAUGUGGACUUUGUGGGGGGACUGCACCGCUUUCCCCCAAUUUCAUCCCUGAGGCAACGCCCUGAGCCACAGGUGGCAGGCACUGUUGGCCUGCACCUGGGAGUGACCCCUUCAGUGAUCCGUAAGCGAUACAACUUGACUGCACAAGAUGUGGGCUCCGGCACCACCAACAACAGUCAGGCCUGUGCCCAGUUUCUGGAGCAGUACUUCCAUGACUCAGACCUGGCCGAAUUCAUGCGCCUCUUUGGUAGCAACUUCCCACACCAAUCAUCAGUAGCCCGAGUGAUCGGAAAACAGGGCAGGGGCAGAGCUGGAAUUGAGGCCAGUCUGGAUGUGGAAUACCUGAUGAGUGCUGGUGCCAACAUCUCCACCUGGGUCUACAGUAGCCCUGGCCGUCAUGAGGGACAGGAACCCUUUCUGCAAUGGCUCCUGCUGCUUAGCAAUGAGUCCACCCUGCCGCACGUGCAUUCCGUGAGCUAUGGAGACGAUGAGGACUCGCUCAGCAGUGCCUAUAUCCAACGGGUCAAUACUGAGUUCAUGAAAGCUGCUGCUCGGGGGCUCACCCUACUUUUUGCCUCAGGUGACAGUGGGGCUGGCUGUUGGUCUGUCUCUGGAAGACACCAGUUCCGACCUAGCUUCCCUGCUUCCAGCCCCUUUGUUACCACAGUGGGAGGCACAUCUUUCCAGAAUCCUUUCCUUGUCACCAAUGAGAUUGUUGAUUACAUCAGUGGUGGUGGCUUCAGCAAUGUGUUUCCACGGCCUUCAUAUCAGGAAGAAGCUGUAACCCAGUUCCUGAACACGAGUCCCCAUCUGCCACCACAAAGUUACUUCAAUGCCAGCGGCCGUGCCUACCCAGAUGUAGCUGCACUUUCUGAUGGCUACUGGGUGGUCAGCAACAGAGUGCCCAUUCCGUGGGUGUCUGGAACUUCGGCCUCCACCCCAGUUUUUGGAGGACUCCUAUCCUUGGUAAAUGAGCACAGACUCCUCAGUGGCCGUCCGCCUCUUGGCUUUCUCAACCCAAGGCUCUACCAGCAGCAUGGGGCAGGACUGUUUGAUGUAACCCAUGGCUGCCAUGAGUCCUGUUUGAAUGAAGAAGUGGAGGGUCAAGGUUUCUGCUCUGGCCCUGGCUGGGAUCCUGUAACAGGCUGGGGAACACCCAACUUUCCAGCUCUGCUGAAAACAUUACUCAACCCUUGACCUGUCCUUGCCCUACAGCUGGUGGCUCAGUCUCUGACAGGGCCCUGGAGGAAGUUCUACCAAGCCCUCAAAUGCUGGCUGCUUCUGCUCAUCUCCCUAACCCUGAAAUGCUGUGAGCUUGACUUGAUUCCCAGCCAUACUCCGACCCAUCAACAUACUCAGGUCUCCCUACUCUUGCCUCAAGUUCUCAAUAAGACACUAUAACCAG
This is a messenger RNA of Ochotona princeps (American pika), 1960 nucleotides long. It is a transcript of the gene TPP1, whose product is annotated as tripeptidyl peptidase 1. Gene Ontology annotation, biological process: central nervous system development; proteolysis. Bases 34 to 1752 code for a protein of 572 amino acids. The record is from RefSeq and is a predicted model, not a curated record. Gene Ontology annotation, molecular function: serine-type endopeptidase activity; tripeptidyl-peptidase activity. The transcript is spliced from 13 exons. Lineage: Eukaryota; Metazoa; Chordata; Mammalia; Lagomorpha; Ochotonidae.